AAUAAAUAGCAGCGUGCAGCGCCAUUUAAUCACCUACCGGUAGACAUAGGGUACUAAUUUGUCAAAAUAGGAUAUAAUGCGACCAAAUAUAAAGUGACAUUCGUAACAUUUAUUUAAUCGGAUAUCUCUUUUUCUCUAAUGGCCAUACUCAUAAGCGAUACAAGCGAGCGUUGGGUGUUUUGCUAGAAUUUGACACUUUCUUACUUCGUCAGUGAACUGCCGCGAGGCUACGUCGCUAAUUCGUGUCGUUUUGCACUUUGCAGUCCGAAACCGUUUAAAUCGUCGUAUUUUCCUAGCGCGGCGAGCGAAACAUGCGUAGUGCGCGCACGGGCGCGGGCAGCACGAUCGCACGCGGCUGAACGCGCGCGGGAGCGACGGGCCCGCCGGCGCCAUGGCGGAGCUGGAGGCGGCGCCCGGGGCCAUCGUGAAGCAGGGCUGGCUGCUGAAGCGCGGGGAGCACAUCCGCAACUGGCGCGACCGCUACUUCAUCCUGUUCGACAACGGCGACCUGGUGGGCUUCAAGGCGCAGCCCGAGCGCAACAACUACCGUGACCCGCUCAACAAGUUCACGGUGCGCGACUGCCAGAUCAUGGCCGUGGACAAGCCGCGGCCGCACGUGUUCACCAUCCGCGGCCUGCAGUGGACCACGGUCAUCGAGCGCAACUUCGCCGUGGACACGGACAAGGAGCGCGAGGAGUGGGUGGCGGCCAUCCGCUACGUGGCGUCGCAGCUCGGCGAGCAGGGCGGCGAGGGCGGCCAGGGCGGCCCCGGCGCGCCCGACGCGCCCGCGCCCUUCGCCGGCAUCCCGGACAGCGACGACGGCGACAUCGCGCAGCUCGGCACCAGCUUCCGGGACCCGCGCCGCAUCACGCUGGAGAAGUUCGAGUUCGUGAAGGUGCUGGGCAAGGGCACCUUCGGCAAGGUGGUGCUGAGCCGCGAGAAGGGCACGGGCAAGCUGUACGCCAUGAAGAUCCUCAAGAAGCACCUCAUCAUCCAGAAGGACGAGGUGGCGCACACCAUCACCGAGAACCACGUGCUGAAGAAGGCCAAGCACCCGUUCCUGACGGCGCUGCGCUACUCGUUCCAGACGGCGGACCGCGUGUGCUUCGUCAUGGAGUACGCCAACGGCGGCGAGCUGUUCUUCCACCUGUCGCGCGUGCGCAGCUUCAGCGAGGAGCGCACGCGCUUCUACGGCGCCGAGAUCGUGUCGGCGCUGGGCUACCUGCACGCCGAGGGCAUCAUCUACCGCGACGUGAAGCUGGAGAACCUGCUGCUGGACAAGGACGGCCACGUCAAGAUCACGGACUUCGGCCUGUGCAAGGUCAACAUCACCUACGGCCGCACCACCAAGACCUUCUGCGGCACGCCCGAGUACCUGGCGCCCGAGGUGCUGGAGGACACGGACUACGGGCCCGCCGUGGACUGGUGGGGCACGGGCGUGGUGCUGUACGAGAUGGUCUGCGGGCGCCUGCCCUUCUACAACCGCGACCACGACGUGCUGUUCGCGCUCAUCGUGGAGGAGCAGGUGCGCUUCCCGCGCGCGCUGUCGGCGCCGUGCCGCGCGCUGCUGGCGGCGCUGCUGUGCAAGGAGCCGGCGCGGCGCCUGGGCGCGGGGCCCGACGACGCGCAGGAGAUCAUGCAGCACCCCUUCUUCGCCAGCGUCAACUGGGCCGACCUGCUGGCCAAGAAGAUCCCGCCGCCCUUCAAGCCGCAGGUGGACUCGGACACCGACACGCGCUACUUCGACUCCGAGUUCACGGGCGAGUCCGUGGAGCUCACGCCGCCCGACUGCGACGCCGGCCUGCAGCGCAUCCAGGAGGAGCACUUCCCGCAGUUCAGCUACCAGGACAUGUGCUCGUCGGCGCACUCGGCGCUGUCGCAUAUGUCGCACUCGGCCGCCGCCGACCGCCGCCACUAGCGCGCGGUCGCACGCGGCGCACGUGUCGCACUCGGCCGCCGCCGACCGCCGCCACUAGCGCGCGGUCGCACGCGGCGCACGCGUCGCACUCGGCCGCCGCCGACCGCCGCCACUAGCGCGCGGUCGCACGUGUCGCACUCGACCGCCGCCACUAGCGCGGGCUCGCACGCGGCGCACGUGUCGCACUCGGCCGCCGCCGACCGCCGCCACUAGCGCGCGGUCGCACGCGGCGCACGUGUCGCACUCGGCCGCCGCCGACCGCCGCCACUAGCGCGCGGUCGCACGCGGCGCACGUGUCGCACUCGUCGCGCCUCGCCCGAGCCUCGCUCACUGCGCGCGCCCACGUCCCUUCUGAGAGCUAGUAGAUUUUUUAGGAAGGUACUUGAGGCAAAUUGAAAGCUUGUCCUGUACCUGUUCUGUGCUUCCCUAACACAGAAUUAAAGACCUGUCUGGGGAGUGAUGGGAUUUUUCGUAAUUUAUAUCAUUCGGAAUAUUUUUACAAAAAAUUUUCUUCUGUAAUUUUUACACCUUAAAAUUGAACAUUUAAAUAGUUGAUAAAAUAAUUAACUAUCCACUUUAUUAUCAGUCUGAUCUUUGGCUUUGCCAGGUGCUUGCAAAAUAUUUUGAAAAAAUAACCCAACCGGUAUAUUUUUUUUUGCAAAAAAUGAAAAUUCCCACUAAUCCAGCCAGGUCUCCAGUUCUGUGUUAUGAGAAGUAUACAAUAAGUUUUCAUCUUGUGUCAAAUACCUACUCAAAAAUUGGAUAUUUUUUAGUACUUCCGGCUCUCGGACCAUUUCAAAAUGACGUAAAGGAGCGGGCGGCGGGCGUGGUGAGUGGCCGCCGCCGCCCGCCGAUAGGUGACAUUCGUCCUUUACUCGUCGGUCGCCAUCUUGUAUGUAUUAUAGUAAGUACUGAUCGUAAUAUACAGUGUCAUUUGGCGCGGGUGGUAAGGGAAAAUCGAAAACCAUAGGGGAUAACAUAUCUACCUUACCUAAAUGCGAUAUGUUCAUCAAGUGCGAGAAGUACAAAAAAUAGUAAAACUUGGAAAAAAUGCAUUUGAAAGUCUUUAGACGAAAACACAGUACCAGUACUCGUAAGGAUUAUUUUGGAAAAAGAUAAAUUGUAACCGCACUGGCUUAAACUAAAUAAUUAUUAAAGACAAAUGAGGCCAAAUUAUUUACAAAACCGGCUCAUAUUUGUUGAGAUAGUUUCCCAGUGACUAUGGUGUCAUACAUCGUCCCAUUCGCACGAAACAUGAUGGGGCCUUGCGCCGCCGCCGCUCCUUCGACGGCGAGCCCACGACUUCUCGCGGCAGGUCGCCACCCGCGGCACGCCACCCGCGGCACGCCACCCGCGGCCCGCCGGCGACGGGCUCCUGUGACUUGAGCGGGACGGACUAAGGGCGGGCUGGUAUCAUCGGUAACGUAAUUUCGCUUGCAUCAUAUUAUAUUUUUUGUAUGUUAAAUAUAUUGGUAGGCUAAUUGAGUCCCAGCAGCACGCUCUGCUCGUCGUGCUGUGACUGUGGUCUGGAGCGCGGGCGGCUGCGCCCCACCAUAUAUAAUUUCCUUUUUGUAUAUAUUAAAGAUAAGAUUUA
Molecule: messenger RNA, 3512 nt
Organism: Bicyclus anynana (squinting bush brown)
Lineage: Eukaryota; Metazoa; Arthropoda; Insecta; Lepidoptera; Nymphalidae
Gene: Akt
Product: RAC serine/threonine-protein kinase
Exons: 3
Coding region: 392-1918 (508 amino acids)
Biological process (GO): protein phosphorylation
Molecular function (GO): ATP binding; protein serine/threonine kinase activity
Source: RefSeq, a predicted model, not a curated record